GAGCAAAAGUACACACAUGUGCACUUGUGCAUGUAACUGAGCAUUAGAAUAUAAUGGAAUCCGAGUGCUGACAUCAUUGGAGCACAGACCUAGACGGUCCAUCUCCGGACAGGACUCUUUUCAAAUAGGAACUUUUUACUGCACUCAUAAUAAUUUUUUUUUUUAUAUCAAGUGCCACUUCCUCAGCAGUAGCUGAAAUGUGAUAAUUAAAAGCCAGUUGUUGUUUCGUUGCCAUGGCAUUACCACAGCAGCACCAGCUGCUGCAGGAGACCAAGGUUAGCUGUGAUAGUGAAGGGGGGGCCAUUACUGUACAGAUAACUGACAGCCACAAUCAACAGGUGGUCCCAGGCCGAGGGGGUGAGAAUUCUGAUGUGCCUAGUGGCAUGGGUUCCUCCAAGCCCUGCAAGUAUAGUAUCUCAUCCAGCUGCAGCUCUGGGGAGUUAGGUGGACCCAGGGUUACCAUGACUCACCUGAGUAAUCAGAGGAGAGUUCCACCACUGUUUGAAAGGUCUUCUGCGCAGUGCUGGGACCCUAAAUUUGACUCAUCUGUCCUGGAGGAGGCAUGCAGGGAGCGGUGCUUUCCCCAGACACAAAGACGUUUCCGCUACAUCCUCUUUUACCUCACCACCGCAACACUCCUUUGGGGGGUGUACUUUGGGAUCAAUAGCUCCAGGUGUAACCCUACAAAUUUCCUGGUCCCCACUGCAGGGUUCCUCAUAAUCUGCCUCCUCCUCCUCUGGUUUACCUUCUUGAGGCCGUAUGUGCAUCUCUAUAACCACGCCUCCUUUAUGCUUACAGUGAUUAUGUUCUGCAUCACGUUGGCACCACAGACCCAGACCGCUUACUUUGCUCAUUUUGGUGGACAGAGAGUGGGCAAUCAAUCACUACAACCCCCUUUUGGUGAGAAGUCUUCCCAACAAGCUCCUUGUAUAUCACCUGUUGGAACAUUUUCUCUUUGUAUGGAGGUGCUGCUCUUGCUGUACAGUGUCUUGCAUCUACGGCUGUAUGCCUCUGUGCUUCUUGGGCUCCUGUAUUCUGUGCUGUUUGAAUCUUUAGGGUGGCUGCAGCUGGCUUUGUUGGAUGGUAGUGAUGUAGGGUCUUGGGCCAAUGGCGAAGAUCCAAGUUCAGACUGGGAAACAUUGAGGUGGCUCGGCCCAGGUAAAGCAAUUUUGCACCUGUGCGCCCAUCUCAUCGGCAUCCACAUAUUCAUUAUGUCUGAAGUGCGUUCUCGGAGUACCUUUCUGAAGGUAGGACAGGCAAUCAUGCAUGGGAAGGACCUUGAAGUGGAGAAAGCCCUGAAGGAGCGAAUGAUACACUCCGUCAUGCCGCAGUUGGUGGCGGACGAACUGAUGAAACAGGGAGACGAAGAGAGUGAAAGCUCAGGGAAACGAUACAGUGUAGGUACAUGCUCUGUUGCAACAGCAUCUGCCACAACCUCGUCCAGCCCGAAGAGCAACAAGCAUAAGAAAAACUCAAUCCCACGUGGACAAAUAAUUUUCAGACCCUUCAACAUGAAACGCAUGGAGCCGGUCAGCAUCCUCUUUGCUGACAUUGUGGGAUUUACCAAAAUGAGUGCCAACAAGUCUGCCCAUGCCCUGGUUGGACUGCUGAAUGACCUGUUUGGUCGUUUUGACUGUCUUUGUGAGUUGACCCACUGCGAGAAGAUAAGUACUCUAGGAGACUGUUACUAUUGUGUGGCGGGCUGCCCUGUGCCAAGCACCGAUCAUGCAUACUACUGCGUGGACAUGGGGCUUGGGAUGAUCCAUGCAAUUGAGCAGUUUUGCCAGGAGACGUGUGAGACCGUGGACAUGCGUGUUGGCGUCCACACUGGCACUGUGCUCUGUGGAAUUCUUGGAAUGAAGCGCUUUAAGUUUGAUGUCUGGUCCAAUGAUGUCAACUUGGCCAAUCUAAUGGAACAGCUGGGCGUUGCAGGGAAGGUACACUUGUCGGAGGUCACGGCAAGUUUUCUGGAUGACCGUUACGAGAAAGAGGAUGGAAGAGUGUUGGAACGUGCCGGGCAAAGUGUUAAUGACCAGCUGAAAGGUUUGAAGACUUAUUUGAUCUCAGGUCGGAAAAUGGGCUCGCAGUGCGGCUGUUCCCAGGUCAGUUUGGGGCGAGAUUUGGGUGAGAUGUUAAGUCAAUAUCCACACACUCAAGACCUCACACCCUCCGCCAUUGCAGAGACUCUCUCACACGACAAGUCUGUGUGUACAUCCUGCAGUGUCUCAUUAGAUGCUGGUGGGAAUACGAUUGCAGAUGAGGCAACUCGAAAUGGUUGCCAGGAUGAACAUAAAGCCAACAGUAGCAAGUUCCCUGCAGGCCGUAGCCCUAAAACCCUGAAUGGGCUGCUGAGCCCUAUGUGUGAGGAAGGCGUGAGGGUCAGCCAGUCCUCCCUGUGUGACAAACUCCAUGACAAAGACAGGAGCUGGGCAGGUGGUCUAUCUGCAGAAGGAGGUGGCGCUGGCAUGGACCACUCUGCUAUCCUCCCGCUACGCUCCAAAAACUUCCGGGAGAAAAGCGAUGCACACUUUGUGGAAGUGAUAAAGGAAGACAGUCUGAUGAAAGAUUAUUUCUUCAAGCCACCCAUUAACAAGCUGAGUCUGAACUUCCUGGAAAAACCUCUGGAGUCAGCUUACCGCACAAGCUAUCAGGAGGAGGUGGUAAACCAUGUGCCGGUGCAGACAUUUGCGAGUCCAGUGUUCAGCUCUCUGCUUGAUGUUCUGCUGUCUUGUGCUGUUUUCCUCGCACUGACCAUCGCCUGCUUCCUGUAUCCCCUUGUUACCACAGAGACACCCCGGGCAGCCACACUUGGUCUGGUGAUCACGGCCGCUCUAUUAGAAUCUCUCACGCUGUCUAUCCAUAUGACCUUUUGCCUGGACGAUGUACAGAACUGUUCUCGCUCUCUGCUGAAGCUGGGGUCUGGCUGGCUUUCACGUCAUGUGAUCGGGGCUGUGCUUGUGUCCCUUCCUGCUGUGUCCGUCUUCUCCCACCUGGUUUACAGUCUUCAGCUGCCUAUCCAGGCAACUAUGUUCCUGUGCUGUGCCCUCAUUAUUGCCAUUAUCCAGUACUGUAACUUUUGCCAGCUGAGUUUCUGGAUGCGCUCUGUUCUGGCCACUGUAGUUGGGUUGUCUUUGCUCGCCCAGCUCUACAGCACCACCUCCAGGCCAAGCACCACUGACAGCUCUCCAGCUUUUGGGAACAUUAGUAAUAUAAGCACUGAAGUAAUUCAGGCAGGUGGGUUGGACUUGGCACCUACAGCCCUUGACCUGCUCAUCCCAGAGACUGUGCUUUCUUUCUUCCUUCUAAUGCUGCUGGUUUGGUUCCUCAACCGAGAAUUUGAGGUCAGCUACCGUCUGCAUUACCAUGGAAAUGUGGAAGCCGACAAGCAUCGCAUCAAGAUCCAGACCAUGCGAGAUCAGGCGGAUUGGUUGCUACGGAACAUCAUCCCCAUUCAUGUUGCUGAGCAGCUGAAGGUGAACCAGAGUUACUCUAAAAAUCAUGACAUCGUUGGGGUCAUCUUUGCAAGUAUUGUGAACUUCAGCGAGUUCUAUGAGGAGAGCUAUGAGGGCGGCAAAGAGUGCUACAGAGUACUUAACGAACUCAUCGGAGACUUCGACGAACUGUUGCGCAAGCCUGCAUUCUCCAACGUAGAGAAAAUUAAGACCAUUGGUGCCACCUACAUGGCGGCAUCAGGAUUAAAUGGGCAGCAGUGCCAGGAGCAACUGCAUCCGCAUGCCCACCUGCGUGCCCUCUUUGACUUUGCCCUUGAGAUGAUGCAUGUGGUGGAUGAUUUUAACAAGAACAUGUUGGGCUUCAAGUUCAAGCUACGAAUAGGCUUUAACCAUGGUCCCCUGACUGCCGGUGUCAUCGGAACUACAAAGCUACUUUAUGACAUCUGGGGUGACACGGUCAACAUUGCUAGCCGCAUGGACAGCACGGGAGUAGAGUGCCGCAUUCAGGUUAGCGAAGAAAGCCACUGCGUACUCAGCAGAAUGAACUACGACUUUGAUUACCGCGGCACUGUGAAUGUGAAAGGUAAAGGGCAGAUGAGGACUUACUUGUACCCUAAACUGGGCGAGAGUGAACUUGGGUCCACACAGAUCCUGGAACUUCAAGCCCAGACGGAUUGCACUGUUGGGCAGUUGGAUACCAACACACUCGCCAAUACAACAACAACAGAAUCCUCUGCAACACUAAACCCUCUAUCCACCUCUCCCAAUGUUGCCUCUAUCAGUGGCCAUGGUGUGCCUCAAGGGCAGGUAUUAGGCACAUUUCAGAUUAACGAGGAGUUGCACCAAGACACUAAUGAAGCUUUCCUUGUCCCUGAGCUCAAAGAAAAGGAUUAUGAGAAUCCUUAUCAAGCACCAUUGCUUAGUGGUACACAAGCUCCAUCAAUUGCACAACUGUACGCACCAUUAGCCAGACCAGAGGCACCUUUACAAGAAGAGGAAGAAGCUGAUGAGCAUACAAAGCUCAGGGCAGUGGAGUGAUUAGGAAUUCCUUCUAACUUCAGCUGACCAGUGUUCCCUUUUCAAGAGCUUUCAUUAUUGAGGCUCUACUUCCUUCAAGGGGCUUUUUUGACCACAACUGUUGGAGUUCCUGCAACUUUAGCCUAUAAUGAGCAUCUGUGUUGAUAACGACCUUAAAAAUUAAGGAAAAAGUGUUUCAAACAUCUGCUGUGUUGAUCGCAGUGUAGCACAGAAUGGAGGAGGAAAAAUGAGUGUAGAUAAGAUUUCUGAUGUUCUCUUAUGAUUUGCUGUUUUUUUUGUUUGUUUUGUUUAUGAAGCGCCUUUCGGAUAGAUAUGUACACUGAACAAGCGAAGAGAUAAAAUCGAAGAGGUUUUAAAAACUUAUCACCAUGGACAGUGAAAAAUGCUUUUUUCCUUAAUGUAACAAUUUAAUGUAUUGCACCGUUUUGACCAUUUUUAUUGUUUUUUCUUUCAGUAUUUUUCUGUCUUUGAGACAAGAAAUCAAAGAAGUGCCAGUUGCCAAUAAGGAAAAGCAAUUACAGCUUAAUGUAUUGUGGGUAUUUUAAUGAAUAUACAAUGUAUUCAUUUUAUUGCUCUACUCCUAGUCACCUACUGUAGGUAGUGAUAGAGGUAAAGAUGGAGAGAAUGGGCACUUCUGUCCAUGAUGCCCAUAUAAACGUUCAAUAUGUCUGGCAGAAAACAAUGUAGCGUUUUAGCAGUGGGAGGCAGUGAUUCACGCACAACAGUACCCUAAACUUUUAUAGAAAUGAGUGAAGCACAGUUAGCCUUAUCUGUUUGAAACACAAUCAGAUAGUAGAAACCGUGCUGAGCACUUCCACUUCAUUAGACAACACAAGGGCCUGAUGAGUGUACCAUCUCAAAUGCGUUUGGAAAUUGACUGUUUAAUGUGACAUGCAAGUGCAUUGUGUUUGGAGGUUAAAAGCAUUUGUACUUGAUUUAAUUGUGUACAGUAGUCAUGGAACUGUGAUGUAACUGAGAAAAUGUAGAAUCCAAUGAUAAAGUGUUUUAAUAUUUCUAUACAUAGAUACAAAAUAGUCCCUUAUUCCUUGCCGUUUUAAAGCACAAAAAUGCCUAAUAGAUGUUUUUUUUUUUUUAUUUAAAGAAUUUCACUUAAUAUUUAUGAUCUUUACACAGCAGUAUGACUAGCACUGUGUUUUCUCCCAAAUAUAAACUCUCCAACCAGUGAGGCCUUCGAUACGACAGUCUAAUAAUAGGGUGUUCGUUUGAUAAGACUUUGUAGUGCUAUUGCUUGUGGAGUAUGUAGUUUAAAACACAUUGAUAUUAUCCAGUGCAACAUGCUUGCUGUCAGUUAUAAUUUUUCACUGUGAUCAUGCCAGGAGCUGCUGAAGUGGUAUCACCAUAGUUUUUAUUGACCACCAUGCACUUGUGAUACCUUAUCUACAAUACCUUGAGAAAGAUGGUUCUUCUGGUGUUGGCAUAGUCGAUGUGCAACUUCAAAUAGAGUUGCCAUUUUGGUGUAAAGUAUUGUCUUCUGCCAUUUUCUUUUUUCAGACAAUUUGUAUCUUUUGGCUUUGAAACACAAUUUAUUUGUAAUUCUUGGAGUUUGACAGUAAUGCAAUGUGCUUAAUGUAUUACAGAGCAUGCCAAGCCUGUAUUGGGAUUUGACUGCCGCUCAUUGAGUUUUAACCAUUUUGUUUGUCUGUAUGUGUUUUUUUUUUUUUACUUAAAGACAAAUGUUUUUUUGGUCUAUUAUGAUUCAGAACACUAGAAAAUAAUGUGUUGAAUAUAUUGCAAUGUGUCUCACAUUUCAAUGAUACAGUGCAAAAAAAAAAAAAACAUUCUUAGUAUUUUUGCCUUUUCUUCCUGUUAAAAUACCAAAACAUCCUUAAAACAAGGUUCGUUUUCUUGAGAAGGAAAGUGACGAAAGAUAUUUUCAGGAAAAUCUUAAAAAAACAUUUAUGCAUAUAAAAUACAAUUUGCCAAUGGGUAAAAAAAAAAAAAAAUUGAUUCAAUCUUCAAAACAAGUUUACCCUGUUGGCAAGUAGUUUAUUUUCUUGCUUCUCAAAUGUAUAUUUUUCUUGUUUUAUGGAUGUUUUUUAAUGUUUUAAAAAACUAAAAAGAGACAAAAAUACUCCAGAAUAUUUUUGCAGUGUAAUAGGAGGCGGCAAGUUUAGUUUCUCACCGAUAAACAACACGAGACAAGCAAUUGUGCUCUAAGGGUUUAUGAAAAUAUGUUUUCCAAUAUGUUUUUUUUAUUAUUAUUAUUGUCUUUUGUUUACAGAGCAAUCACUAGAUUGUUCUCAAAAAAAUACAGUGCCUUUUUGGUGACUUUUUCAAUCAUUUGCAAUACCAGGUAGCUGAAUUUGGUGUCUUCAAUAUCUGGUAGCUCCUGAUACCACAGCUUUCCUAAUAUCUGCAAAAUUGUUUUAUUGUAUCAUAUUAUUUCCUAUUUGAUGUGAAUUGUAAUUCCAGAUAUUUUUUAAAUGUACACUGUGUAUCUUUAAAUUUAACUUUUCAGGAUGGAAAAGGGAUUUGUUUUUGCUGUUAGCUAAUUGUUUUAAUGUGCACUGCUUUAUAGCCAACACAUUCACCUAUUAGUUAUUGUAUCACUCCAUUGGCUAAAGAAGACCAGUGCUGACAGUAUUGAAUUACUUGUGCAUAAUAAUGUAUGUGUUUUUUGUUUUUUUUUGUAUUAAAUACAUUUGUAUUUAUUGGGGCUGUGCAUGAAUCGGUGUGCAGCCACUGAGCCUAAUAUCAAAAGGGCAUAUUUAUGAAAGGGAGCCACUCAAAGCAGGGAGAGGUGAUCUUCACUUCUGUAUAGACUGACCACCUCAACUUCAGUACUCAACUGUAACGUAACAAACACCUAUUUUAGUCUUCUAGAAAGUAAUAUAAGUGAUUUCAUUUUUUUAAGAUAUUUUGAAUGAUCUAAAAUGUAUCUUUCAGUUUGAAUAAUUUGUAUUUUUUAAUUUUCCCCCAUCAAUGUCAUGUCACAGUUUUCUCUGCACCAUUCAGUUUCUUAAAAGUAACGAUUUGAAAAUGAAAACAAACAUAUUAAUAUUAAGAGUACAAAUCUAAAAUGAACGAGUGUAAAAAUGUGCCCUUAUACAGUACUUCAUUCUUAGAUUAUCUGUGUAUAUUUGGACGUUUCUUUGUGCCAUUUGGGAAAAUGUUUGUGUAUACCAAAGAAUUUAUUUGUAUUGUGAAUAGAAGCUGCAAGACAGAGCUGUGGAAUGUGGGCACGUUAUUUCUUUUCAAGCAGCACAUGUUCUUCAAUAAUUUGUUCUUGUACGCAAGAGUCACAAUUUAUUGUAUCGCUCAUUGGCUGAAGUCAAUUGUAUUGAUUUAUUGGCCAUUAUAUUCAUACAAAAGCGUAAUCUGUAUACGUUUGCACAGUGCACUCACUUUGUAUGUACAGAUCAUGUAUUGUUCGUUUGAUUUUUAUUUUACAAAAUUGAUUAUACAGUUGAAGUCAGAAGUUUAAAUACACUUAGUUGAAGUCAUUAAAACACUUUUUAACCACUCCACAGAUUUCAUAUUAGCAAACUAUAGUUUUGGCAAGUAGUUCAGGACUACUUUGUGCAUGACAUGAGUAAAAUAAUAAAACAAUUGUUUACAGACAGAUUGUUUCACAUUUAAUUGACUAUAUCACAAUUCCAGUGGGUCAGAAGUUUACUAUACACUAAUUUAACUGUGCCUUUAAGCAGCUUGGAAAAUUCCAGAAAAUUAUGUCAAGCUUUUAGCCAAUUAAUCAAUUAGCUUCUAAUAGGCUAAUUGGAGUCAAUUGGAGGUAUACCUGUGGAUGUAUUUUAAGGCCUACCUUCAAACUCCAUCUCUGCUUGACAUCAUGGGAAAAUCAAAAGAAAUCAGCCAAGAAAAACGUGGACCUCCACAAAUCUGGUUCAUCAUUGGGAGCAAUUUCCAAAUGCCUGAAGGUACCACGUUCAUCUGUACAAACAAUAGUAUGCAAGUAUAAACACCAUGGGACCACGCAGCCAUCAUACUGCUCAGGAAAGAGAUGCAUUCUGUCUCCUAGAGAUGAACAUAAUUUGGUGUGAAAAGUAAAUCCUAGAACAACAUCAAAUGACCUUGUGAAGAUGCUGGAGGAAAUGGGUAGACAAGUAUCUAUAUCCACAGUAAACGAGUUCAAUAUUGGCAUAAUCUGAAAGGCUGCUCAUCAAGGAAGAAGCCACUUCUCCAAAACUGUGAUGAAAAACUAGACAGUUUGCAAGUGCAUAUGGGGAUGCAGAUCUUACCUUUUGGAGAAAUGUCCUCUGGAAAAAAUUUAACCGUUUGUCCAUAAUGACCAUCGUUAUGUUUGGAGGAAUGAGGGGGAGGCUUGCAAGCUGAAGAACACCAUCCCAAUCGUGAAGCAUCGGGGUGGCAGCAUUAUGUUGUGGGGGUGCUUUGCUGCAGGAGGGACUGGUGUACUUCACAAAAUAUAUGGUAUCAUGAGGAAGGAAAUGUGGAUAUAUUGAAGUAACAUCUCAAGACAUCAGCCAGGAAGUUAAAGCUUGGUCGCAAAUGGGUCUUCCAAUUGGACAACGACCCCCAAGCAUACCUCCAAAGUUGUGGCAACAUGGUUUAAGGACAACAAAGUCAAGGUAUUGGAGUGGCCACCACAAAGCCCUGACCUCAAUCCAAUAGAAACUUUGUGGGCAGAACAUAAAAAGCAUGUGCGAGCAAGGAGCCCUACAAACCUGACUCUACCAGUUACACCAGUUCUGUCUGGAGGAAUGGGCCAAAAUUCCAGCAACUUAUUGUGAGAAGCUUGUGAAAGGCUACCCAAAAUGUUUGACCCAAGUUAAACCAUUUAAAGGCAAUGCUACUAAAUACUAACAAAGUGUAUGUAAACUUCUGACCCACUGGGAAUGUGAUGAAAGAAAUAAAAGCUGAAAUAAAUAAUUCUCCCUACUAUUAUCCUGACAUUUCACAUUCUUAAAAUAAAGUAGUGAUCCUUACUGACCUAAGACAGGGAAUGUUUUCCACGAUUAAAUAUCAAGAAUUGUGAAAAACUGAGUUUAAAUGUAUUUGGCAAAGGUGGAUGUAAACUUCUGACUUCAACUCUACAUGUGCAUCUGCCAGAUUUUGAGAGUAGAGAAACAAUGAAAGAUAUGAGAAGUUGCAUCUGUGUCUGUUUCAUGUGUUGGGGUCAACAAGAAUGCAACCCAAUGUAAAAUAAAGUGUAAGAAUUGGUCAUUAAA
Xyrauchen texanus (razorback sucker) is the source of this 9655-nucleotide messenger RNA. Its product is annotated as adenylate cyclase type 9-like. Gene Ontology annotation, biological process: intracellular signal transduction; adenylate cyclase-activating G protein-coupled receptor signaling pathway; cyclic nucleotide biosynthetic process. Gene Ontology annotation, molecular function: adenylate cyclase activity. The transcript is spliced from 10 exons. Bases 234 to 4490 code for a protein of 1418 amino acids. Lineage: Eukaryota; Metazoa; Chordata; Actinopteri; Cypriniformes; Catostomidae. The record is from RefSeq and is a predicted model, not a curated record.